Molecule: messenger RNA, 2929 nt
Organism: Esox lucius (northern pike)
Lineage: Eukaryota; Metazoa; Chordata; Actinopteri; Esociformes; Esocidae
Gene: ggnbp2
Product: gametogenetin binding protein 2
Exons: 14
Coding region: 194-2320 (708 amino acids)
Cellular component (GO): nucleus; cytoplasm
Source: RefSeq, a predicted model, not a curated record
GAAUGUCAUCUCCAGCCUACUACUGGAACCGGCUGGAACUUAUUUCUUGUUGCUACGUCUUGAGGGCAAAGGUUACAUCAAGAUUUCGCCGCCACCUCUGACUGUCUCACUUGUUUGUUUUUGUAUUAAAAAGGCUAUUUUCAAAAGCGGCAGGAGGUACUGCUAGCUACCACCACCACCAGACCUGGAAGACAUGGCGCGCCUGGUUGCGGUUUGCAGGGACGGGGAAGAGGACUUCCCUUUCCUCGCAAGGCAGAUUCCCCUGUACAUUGAUGACUCUCUUACGAUGGUAAUGGAGUUUACUGACUGUGUCAUGAACCUAAACAGUCACCAGAUCAACAGCUCUCAGAUGAAGCAGUUUGUUGAGCAUCACAGCAUGCUGAAGCAGCAGGACCUGAACAUUGCUAUGAUGGUGACGUCCAGGGAGGUGUUCAGUGCCCUUUCCCAACUGGUGCCGUGCGUCGGCUGCAGGAGGAGCGCGGAGCGCCUCUUCUCACAGCUGGUGGAGUCAGGGAACCCGGGCUUGGAGCCCCUCACCGUAAAGCCCAGCGGCGUGCUCUCCAUCACCAAGGCUUGCGUGGCCGAUGCCAAGAAGCUGUACACCCUGUUCUACGUCCACGGGUCAAAGUUGAAUGACAUGAUCGAUGGCAUUCCAAAAAGCAAAAAGAAUAAACGCUGUCAGUUGCACUCUUUAGACAUGCACAAGCCCAAGCCCCUGGGGGGGAGCUGGAUGGACGUGUGGGAGCUACUGUCUCAGGAGUGCCGGGAUGAGGUGGUCCUGAUUGACAGCGCCUGCCUACUGGAGACCCUGGAAACAUACUUGCGAAAACACAGGUUCUGUACGGACUGUAAGAACAAGGUGCUGAGAGCGUACAACAUCCUGGUGGGGGAGCUGGACGGAACCACAGAGAAGGGUUACUGUGCUGCCCUGUAUGAGGGGCUCCGCUGCUGUCCCCACGAGCGCCACAUCCACGUCUGCUGCCAAACGGACUUCAUGGCACAUCUCCUGGGCCGCGCCGAGCCCGAGUUCGCCGGAGGUUACGAACGUAGAGAACGACACGCCAAGACAAUCGACGUCGCUCAGGAGGAGGUGCUGACCUGCCUGGGCAUCCACCUGUACGAACGGCUCCACCGCAUCUGGCAGAAGCUGAGGGCGGAGGAGCAGACCUGGCGGAUGCUCUUCUACCUUGGCAUCGAUGCUCUGCGCAAAAGCUUUGAGAUGGCGGUGGAGAAGGUGCAGGGCAUCAGUCGCCUGGAACAGCUGUGCGAGGAGCUGUCCGAAGAGGAGAAGGCCAAGGAGCUGAAGCAAGAGAAGAAGAGGCAGAAGAAGAAGAACAGGCGCAAAAACAAGUGUGGCUUCGACAUGUCCGAGCAGGAGGCGGAGAGCAAGGACAAGAGCCUGGAUGAGGGUUCAUUAGAGUCCGUGGAGAGCGGUGGCUGCAAGGCCUGUGGGAGCUCAGGGGAGGAGGGUCACAUGGGCUGUGUGGAGGUCAUCGUCACGGGCAACGAGAGCACCACCGCCUGCAGCUGCCCGGACAGCACCGUGCCUAUCCUGGACUCGCCCAAAGUCAAGAAAGGUAAUGCUGCCUCUGCCAUCAUCGUCACCACCCAACCACCACCCAAGACCAGACACCUGACCCUGGGUCUGUCACCACACAGCAAUGGAAGUGACUGUGGCUACUCUUCCAGCAUGGAGGGCAGUGAGCCAGGGUCACGGGAGGGCUCUGACGUCGCCUGCACCGAGGGAAUCUGCAACCACGAUGAAGCAGGAGAUCACUUGUGCGUUCACCACCACUGUGCUGAGGAGGAUGGGCUUGACAGCUGUGUGGAGUGCUGGGCCAACUCUGAAGACAACACCAAGGCCAGGAAAAAUAAGAAGAAAAGGAAGAACAAGAGCUUGUUGUGUUUUGACCAGGGUCCAAAGGCAGAACGUUGUUGUGUAAUGGAGGGGAACCGGAGGGGGCGGACCAGUGGAACGUCACAAGUACACAGAACCAAUGAGACGUGCGCCAAGUUGUGUUACGACUCCGUUUCUAGCGUGGCACUGCAGUUACCGUGGGCGGAACAUCGAAAGGCCAUGAGCCAUUAUCUGGAGGGGGACGCCAGUGCCAAGAGCCUCAUGGAACUGCUGGACGACUCUGAAGUGACUUCAGACGAAGAGAACUGUCUCACACAAGAUGAGAUCCGGUCUUUUGUGGAGAGCAACAAGUCCUUCUACAACAACCGCGACCAAUACCGACAGCACCUGAAAGAUAAAUUCACCAAGUUCUGCCGUGGCGGGGGCGAGUGGUUCGCUGCAGCCACUACCAGUGUCAAUUAAGGAAUUUGGGCUAGCACUAAUCUUCUGUCAUGAAAUGUUUUUACUGGGAAAACACUUGUAAUGAUUACCACUGCUCUGCGCUCAUGCCGCCUUCAAGAAAAGCAAACAAAUUCAGAAAUACAUUUUGCUGUCUUGGUGAAUGGAUUCAAAGUAAAUCGGAGUCUUAUUUUCCCCCUUUAGUUUCUGGUUGUCCAUCUCGCUUGGUUUUUCUCCUAUCCUGUCCUCUUUCUGUUAACCUUGUCACACCAUACUUGUUCCUGCACUCACCCACACACACACACACAUUGACCAAAUCCAGCAGUUUCUGUCUGGUCUCAUUUCGUAGUGCUUUUGGUUAAGCGCACAGUGGAUCUGAUAGUCAAGCGUGCAAGCUGUGACGUUUAGGAUUUAGAUGUUGGUAGUCCGUCUUCUGUUUUGCUUCUUUUUUCCCCCCUUCAUUUUACAUUUCGUCUCUUGUCACCUCCUCUGUGACACUUCAUUUUAGUGGAAAAAAGUUGUACCAAUAAAUGUGUACAGAAAUAAAGAUUUUACAGUAAAACAUCCAUUUAUAAUGAGAUUUGGAUGUAAUGUUAAGAGCGCAAUGUGUACAAUUUACUAAAUAAAGAAUAU